Polistes canadensis is the source of this 1025-nucleotide messenger RNA. RefSeq names its product eukaryotic translation initiation factor 5A (gene eEF5). The record is from RefSeq and is a predicted model, not a curated record. The coding region runs from base 184 to 666 and encodes 160 amino acids. The transcript has 4 exons. Gene Ontology annotation, molecular function: ribosome binding; RNA binding; translation elongation factor activity. Gene Ontology annotation, biological process: positive regulation of translational elongation; positive regulation of translational termination. Lineage: Eukaryota; Metazoa; Arthropoda; Insecta; Hymenoptera; Vespidae.
CUUUCGUUCAUCGUGGCGCGCAGGCGCAACAAGAUCUUCUGGUUAAAGUAUCCAUUUUAAUCACAUGUGAGUAUCUCGAGCUGUUCUCGAUUUCGGUGAAAACUAAUGGUGCUAAUUGUCUGAACGGGUUCAAGAAAUUUAAGAAUUCGACAGUGAAACAUCAGCUGACCUUCACAAUUUACAAUGGCAGACAUCGAAGAUACUCACUUUGAGACUGGUGACUCUGGAGCAUCAGUAACAUACCCUAUGCAAUGUUCUGCACUGCGUAAAAAUGGAUUUGUCAUGUUAAAAUCUCGACCCUGUAAAAUUGUGGAGAUGUCUACUUCAAAGACUGGAAAGCAUGGUCAUGCUAAGGUUCACCUUGUAGGCAUUGACAUAUUUACCUCAAAGAAAUACGAAGAUAUUUGUCCUUCUACACAUAAUAUGGAUGUGCCGUUUGUUAAGCGAGAAGAUUAUCAGCUGACAGAUAUAUCUGACGAUGGGUACUUAUGCCUGAUGGCUGAUAACGGAGAUCUUCGUGAAGAUCUUAAAAUACCUGAUGGUGAAUUAGGAGCUCAAUUACGUGCUGAUUUUGAGGCAGGCAAAGAAUUACUUUGCACUGUACUAAAAGCUUGUGGCGAAGAGGUGGUAAUUGCCAUCAAAACCAACACUGCCCUUGACAAAUAAUUGUGUUCAGUUUUAAUCGUACACAACCAAACUAUCCGCUUAGCCAAUCGACACCUUAUCAUUGGUAAAAAAAACAUAAGUCCACAGUUCCAACCAACAGCAGUUCAGCAGCGGACAAAAACAUCUUUUUAUCUAAGUAACAUCUACUUACUUACUAAUAUUAAAAAAAAAACACAUGCUAAAGUUUCGAAGCAAUGUAAGACAAGAAGAAUUGGGUUUAUGGAAUUCUCAAUACCCAGUUUUAGACAUACACAAUUGCAUACACACAUAGGCACACACAUACGUUGUUUGUUAUACAAAAGAUACAACUUUUCAACCAAAAGUUGAUUAAGAAAUAAAAAUUGAAAAAAGCCUUUACA